UUUUCAGCAAGCAUUGCAAAAAUCCAACCAUUCAUUUCCAAAAACAAAUCCAAUAAAAACUCCAUCUGCUUUGUUUAUCCUUUUUUCCUCACACAAACCUCACAUUCCAUAGCUAAAAGAAAGGGAAAAAAAACCAGGAAAAACUCAAGAGAAAUCCAGAAAAACCCUUGUCCAUUUUCACCUCCAGCCUUUCAUUCCUGAAAAGGGGUUCCCCCAUUUUCCCUUUUCUCUUUCAGAAACAUUAGAUUUGAGGUAUUAUUAUUGUUGAGCAAAUUUGCCAUUGCCCAUGUUCAUAUGUUGCUACAUUCUUGAUACGUAAAAGUAGUAUAAUGGUUAGAGAAGAAAGCAGUGUCCAGAAAGCGAGGUCUUUUCGAUUAAAAAAGAUGUUUGAGAUUCCAGGAAGACAAGCGCAUAGUUAUGUGCUCGAUGGAAAAACCGGCGGAGAAGCCAUUGACGAUAAGCAAUUUAGGAGCCACGGCGCAAGGGUUGCGCCGAUAGAGUUAAUAGGAUCUGUGUUCAAUCCAUGGGGGGAGAAGGGUCCGGUUUCGCGGUUGAGCAAGGAGGGGGGAAGGGGAUUGAGUCCCCAUAGCAAGGACCAACAGCCUUCAGACAUGGAAUUGAUGAAGGAAAGGUUUUCUAAGCUGCUUUUGGGAGAAGACAUGUCAGGUGGUGGGAAGGGAGUUUCAUCAGCUUUGGCUUUGUCCAAUGCCAUCACUAAUCUCGCCGCUUCUGUUUUUGGAGAGCAAAGGAAGUUGGAGCCAAUGUCUCCCGAUAGGAAAGCAAGGUGGAGAAAAGAAAUAGAUUGGCUUUUGUCAGUAACAGAUUACAUUGUUGAGUUUGUUCCUUCUCAACAAAAAGCAAAGGAUGGCACAAAUAUGGAGAUAAUGGUGACACAACAAAGAAGAGAUCUGCUCAUGAAUAUCCCAGCCUUGCGCAAGCUCGACGCGAUGCUCCUUGACUGCCUAGAUAACUUCAGAGACCAGAAUGAGUUCUGGUAUGUAUCAAGCGAUGCUGAUGAAUCAGAGAAGGGCAACGACAAAUGGUGGCUACCGACGGUUAAAGUUCCACAGGAUGGACUGUCAGAUGUAUCACGAAAAUGGCUGAAAUUUCAGAAGGAAUCUGUAAAUCAAGUCCUCAAAGCAUCAAUGGCCAUAAAUGCUCAAAUUUUAUCAGAAAUGGAGAUCCCUGAGAACUACAUUGAGUCCCUCCCUAAGAAUGGGAGAUCGUGCCUCGGUGAUUUGGUGUACAAGAGCAUAACAGUUGAGUACUUCAAUCCAGUUGAAUUCCUCUCAAACAUGGACUUAUCAACGGAGCACAAAGUUCUUGACCUUAAGAACAGGAUUGAGGGUUCUAUCGUGAUUUGGAAGAGGAAGAUGCACCUUAAGGAUGGAAAAUCGUAUUGGGGUUCGGGAGUCAGCAUGGAGAAGAGGGAGCUAUUCGAAGAGAGAGCAGAGACCAUCUUGCUCCUGCUUAAACAACUGUUUCCUGGACUUCCUCAAUCCGCGCUUGACAUUAGUAAAAUCCAAUAUAACAGGGAUGUUGGACAUGCUAUCCUAGAGAGUUAUUCAAGGGUACUAGAAAGCCUAGCCAACACGGUCAAGUCUCGUAUUGAAGAUGUCCUCUACGCAGACUCAGGGAGUCGUUCCCCUAGCCCCAUGGAAGAUUCAACCAAGCCAAACGCAGCAGAGACGCCCACUUCAAUGACACUAUCAGAUUUCAUGGGGUGGAAAUUGGACAAAGGAGAUCCAGAGACGAAGAAGAAUAACACAACGGGAAAUUUAGACAAUUCUUUCAAGGAUGAAAAUGAGAAGAUGAGCAAACCUCCUAAAGUUGUGACAGAUAAGAAGUUUUCCCACAUGGAUAAGCUUGAGGCCCUGGCAGGUUUAAGUCCGAUGCGGAUCUAAUGGCAGUAACUGUGGAAACGAAGCUGGAACAGAAACCGAAAGUGAAAGAGAGGAAGUGUUGAACAAGGAAAAAAGCAAAGGACCUUUAGUUUUUAUACUUGUGGGUGUAGAUAGCUCGGACCCGGUAAGGAGUCUAGGGAGGGGGAAUUCCUUUUGUUGUUCUUCCAUCCAGUUAGGGAUAGGGAAGUACGAGGAAUGAAUCACCCCUUGGUGUUAGAUACAUUUCAGAAGUAUGCAUAUUUAUUUUUUUUUUUACAUUUUUUUGGGGUAGUUUUGAAUCAUUUAUUCCCUGUUCUUUGAUUCCCUUUCCUUCCAUGUACCUAAAGAAACAGUUUAACUGCAAUACCGGAAGGUGAGAGUUCAAGAAAAAGCAAGUAACAUCUGCAUCUGCACAGUCUUUUUUUCGUUUGCCAAUAAAAAAGGGAUGGAGGAGGGGCAUCUGCCUUAGGUACCUCCCUGGGCGUUAUCGAGUUCAGACUCACGGCAGAUCCCUAAUGGAUCAGUCACCCCUAGGUUUCUACCGCAGCACCAAGGUGGGAUCAAAAGAAAGCCUCUCUCACGCGUCAUCUGGUUCACAGGACUACUACCGCAAUGCAAGGAAAAACUUAAUUUUUUCCAGCAACCGGUUGGACCUCUGCUUAUUUGACAAAAUUCAUGUAAAAAGGAUUACAUUUCCAUUUCUGUGGUCUCCGUAACUGUCAAAACCAAAUCAUAUAUUAGAAUGCGAGAAGGUAAAUUUUGGUCGAAAAUAA
Messenger RNA from Rhododendron vialii, 2656 nucleotides. Its product is annotated as rop guanine nucleotide exchange factor 9-like. Gene Ontology annotation, molecular function: guanyl-nucleotide exchange factor activity. The transcript is spliced from 7 exons. The record is from RefSeq and is a predicted model, not a curated record. Bases 330 to 1904 code for a protein of 524 amino acids. NCBI's taxonomy places the organism in Eukaryota, Viridiplantae, Streptophyta, Magnoliopsida, Ericales, Ericaceae.